AAAACCCCUGCAGGCAGGAUUUUUUGUUGUUCAUUCUAUUGUUCUUUUUACUUCUGAGGGAAGUGAGCACCACAGCAACACAUACCCAACAGGUUCUACUACAAAUGUGUUACAUUUUUAGGCUCCAGUAACAAUUAGAGGACACAAGCUUGGGCAUGUUUAGCAGUCUUUCUGCUACAGUGGUGUCAUUGAGGGUAUUCAGUUCCAACAACAGAUACCAGUGACCAGAUAAGGGGAUGAGGAAGUAUUUCAAUAAACUCUAGCCCACUUUGUGGUUCCGAUUGGCCCUUCCUGUUUGCAUGCGUUGGUGUAAUUGUCUGCCUCUGUGAAACCACACCCUUACCUGUGUGUUGGCUGCACCCAUUUUUCUUUGCGCACGCCGAGUGAGUGCAGUGGCAGGGAAUGGGGUUUCAGCAGUAGGAGACAAGGUGGAAAAUAGUCAGAAAGAAACCCGUUUAGUCCUUCCGCAUAUGUUUCUCAUUGAGAACGACUGAAAGGGAAACAUGAAAGACACAGGAGCAGAAGAAGGAGGAGGAGGCGACGGCAGAGACAAUAUUGGCCAAACUGAGAAGAGCCAGAGUUGGAUCCCCAAAAUCAUCAAGAAAAGAGUGUGCAGCACUUUUGUAGAAGAUUCCUUCAGUAAUGGUGCAUUGUGUCAGUGCGGGGCUGCGAGAGAUGACCAUGCCUCUGUGGCUCUUGGAGACUAUUUCAGCACAGCCAUCGUGAACCAGUGGAAAAGUGUGCAGCACUCCUCUGAACGACCGACAGAUGCCUUUGGAGAGGUGCAGUUUGCAGGGGCCAGCAAGAGGCACAGCCAUUUCCUGCGCCUGUCAUGGAGCACUGAGCCUUCUGUGGUGUACACCAUAUUGACAGCUCAUUGGGGUCUUCCUCUACCCAACCUGGUUGUUUCUGUUGUGGGCGGAGAGGGAAGGACACAGGUGAAGACCUGGGUACGGGAGGUCCUCAGACAGGGACUGGUGAAAGCGUCACAAAGCACAGGUGCAUGGAUCUUAACUACAGGUCUGCGUGAAGGUGUUGGCAGGUGUGUUGGACAGGCAGUGAGAGAUCAUGCAACUGCAGCUUCUUCAUUCUCGCUCAACAAGGUGGUAGCGUUGGGCAUUGCUCCGUGGGGCCUUGUGGAAAAACGAGAGCAGCUGGUCAACCCUCAGGGAAGCUUUCCAGCAAAGUACUAUGUCCAAAACAUUUCCCGGGACUCCUGCUCCCUGGAUAACAACUACCAGGCCUUCCUCCUCGUGGACGAUGGGAGUGUGGGCCGCAGAGGAGGAGAAACAGAUUUCAGAGCCAGACUGGAGGAAUACAUUUCCCAGCAGCGCACAGGCAUAUGGGGCUUUGAGCAUUUACCAGAACAAAGAUUUGAUUACAAUCUACCAAGGAGAGCACGAGAGUCCAAAUGACUUUGACACAGUCCUGCUUAAAACACUCGUGGGAGCAAGUAAGCAGCAAUCAUCAGUUGAUGCCAGCCCUUAUAGUGAUGAGCUGAAACUAGCAGUAACGUGGAACAGGGUUGACAUUGCCAAGAGUGAACUCUUCAUUGGAGACAUCCAGUGGAAGUACGAAGAUUUGGAGGACUCAAUGACAGAUGCGUUGAUCAAUGACAAGCCCCAGUUUGUUCGGCUUUUCACUGAGAAUGGCUUGAAUAUCCUGGAGUACCUAACUUAUGGCAGGCUGGAAACCCUCUAUCGCUCUGUGCCAGAUGGGACCUUGCUCUAUCAGCUACUACAACAGUGCCUAGCAGAGCGGCUGGCAAUAGUGGAGCGUCACUCACCAUCAGAAAAACAGAAUUCAUCCUCAAAAAUGGUGAAAGAUAAGAAUCAAAGUGGACCAGUGAAGGAGGUCACCCUUUUUGAGGUGUCAGGGGUCCUGGAGCUGUUAAUGGGUGAUGUCUGCCAGCCUUUAUACUAUAAAGCUUUGGGCUUAGAGUUCACUUCAUCCAAAAGGACGUCUCUGAGGGCAGGUGAGGCAGUCCUGAGUGCUCUCAGUGGCUGUAAUAUACUCAGAGACUUGUCCAAACUGGAGGAGGAGACUGAAACCAAACUCUCCAUGAAAGAACUGGCCCAGAAGUUUGAGAACCUGGCUCAUGAUAUUUUUAGCUCUUGUUAUCGGAGUGAUGAAAACCGUUCCUUCACCCUGCUAAUUAGGAAGUCUCCAAUCUGGGGUGACACCACCUGCCUUCAGAUGGGCGUGAGUGCCGAUGCCCGGCUUUUCUUCAGUAAUGAUGGCGUACAGUCUCUGCUGUCCCAGAUCUGGUGGGGUGAUAUGAAGAGGAACACAGAGGUCUGGAAGCUCCUGCUCGCUUUCUUCUGCCCCAUCCUCUGCUACACCAACCUCAUUUCCUUCAGGACACAAGACAAUCAGCUGGAGGAGGAGGAAAUUCCCAAUGAGGAUGCAGUGGCUCAGGACUCUGACAACCUUUAUGGGACCACCGUCUUCUCUUUCUCUGACAUCAAACAGCAUGAAGUUGACUCAGACGUUCACAAGAGUGAUGCCAUUAAAGGUGUACCUUACCAACCACCACAGCGUCCAUUCAUAGUGUCACGCUGGCGUCAGUUCUGGUUUGCACCGGUCACCUCCUUUUUGGGCAACGUCCUGAUGUACUUCCUGUUUCUCUUGCUUUUUGCCUACGUGCUGUUGGUGGAUUUUGAGCCCCCACCACCCUCAGGCCCAGGUGCUGCUGAGUGUGUGUUGUACUUCUGGGUAUUCACCAUCGUUUGUGAGGAGAUCCGACAGACCAUUUUUUUGGGGACGAUGACUUGGCGUCAAAGGUUCAGACUCUACAUUAAGGAUCUGUGGAAUAAAUGUGACCUCACUGCCAUCAGCCUGUUCAUUAUAGGACUAAUCUGCAGGAUGUUCCACUGGUCAUAUGAAUUUGGACGGGAUGUCCUGUGUUUGGACUACAUGGUCUUCACCCUUCGCCUCAUUCACAUUUUUGCCAUUCACAAGCAGCUGGGACCAAAAAUCAUCAUUGUAGGAAAGAUGAUGAAGGAUGUCUUCUUCUUCCUCUUCUUCCUGGGUGUGUGGCUCAUGGCUUAUGGAGUUGCCAAUCAGGCUCUGAUCUAUUCCUACGAUCCAAACCUGAAUCGCAUUUUUCGGAGAGUUUUCUACAGGCCAUACUUGCACAUCUUUGGACAGAUCCCUGUGGAAGAGAUGGAUGUGGGCAAGGACUGGGAUAUCAACUGUACACACAAUGUGACUUUGAUUGAGAGCGGUGAAGAGCCGUGUAGAACUCAUGAGAGUAACUGGCUGGUAGUGAUUCUGCUAGUCGUAUAUCUCCUGGUCACCAACAUCCUGCUCAUCAACCUGCUUAUUGCCAUGUUUAGCUACACUUUCUCUAAAGUGCAGGAACACAGUGACACCUACUGGAAGUUCCAGCGUUACAACCUGAUUGUCGAGUACCACUCCCGUCCUUCUUUGGCUCCGCCUUUCAUUAUCCUCUCACACAUCAACCUCUUUAUUAAGAGGGUCAUCCGCAAAGUGCCCUCUGUAAAGAUCCACCACUUUGUGUUAGACUUGGAAGCAAAGGCAGCGAACCGAUUAUCAACGUGGGAAACGAUUCAGAAGGAAGACUUCCUGACUGCUCGAAACAAGAUCCAGAAAAGCAGCGACUCAGAAAGGCUCAAACGGAUGUCUGCCAAGGUAGAUGGUGUGCUUAAACAUCUGAGUGAAAGCAGAGACUUCGAACACAGGCUACGGUCUCUGGAGAAUCAGAUGGAGUACUGCUCCAGUGCACUCAGCUGGGUUGUGGAUACUUUAUCACAAGGAAGCACAUUUAAACCUCCUCGACCUCCACCAUUACGAGAUGCAUUUGCCUCCUCUUCCAGCUCAGCUUAAUUUAAGGAUACCUUAAAUCAAAGAGGACACCUUCACUUUGCUCAAGUUCAGGAAAAAAAACAAUUGGAGAACACUCUCUCUUGAGAACUUCUAUCCAGCCCACCACCUUGAUUCUCACUGGACUUGGUUUCCCAAAGCAUAUAAACACUGCACUGAAAAGAGAAAACAUUUUAUCCAGCCAAUGCAAGACACUUUAUGUCUGUGCGUGUGUGCGUGCGUGCGACUUGAUACAAUUAAUGCUGUAAAACAUGUUUUAAAGACAUGCAAUGUUUUACAUUUUAUUUGAUAUGAUGUGAUAGCGUCUAUAACCAGUUACAGUAGGAACACAUUAAUACUUUUUCAGUUACAUUAAAAGUGCCCAAUAUUUGUAUGCAAAUGUACAUACAAAUGUAUUUGGAUGUCUGCAUUUUUAUUCUUUUCAAAUAACUUUCAUACAGUAUAACGAUUCAUUUUGAUGAUAAGUACAAAAUAAUAACUGUAGUUCAACAAUCUUCAAGGAUUGAUUUAUUUGCUUUUACAGUAUUCCAGCUAGAAUAAAUUGAUGCAUGAAAUAGGGUUGUAAUAAUUAAUUGUGUAAAGCGAAUAACAGUUAUAAAAAUUCUCCAAGCAUUUCUUUUGCUUUAAUGUUUUGUUUGGUCCGUAACUCUGUUGUCACCAUUUAAAUAGUUUAACUUAGAACCAGAGUCUUCCAUUGCCCACAUGUGUAUAGAUAAAAAGGUGGAGCUGUAUCCAAGACUGAGCUCAGAUUGUUGUCACAAAUUGCUUUAGUAACAUUCAUAAGCAUGAA
This is a messenger RNA of Haplochromis burtoni (Burton's mouthbrooder), 4636 nucleotides long. RefSeq names its product transient receptor potential cation channel subfamily M member 4. Gene Ontology annotation, biological process: calcium ion transmembrane transport. Gene Ontology annotation, cellular component: membrane. Gene Ontology annotation, molecular function: ligand-gated calcium channel activity; calcium-activated cation channel activity. The record is from RefSeq and is a predicted model, not a curated record. NCBI's taxonomy places the organism in Eukaryota, Metazoa, Chordata, Actinopteri, Cichliformes, Cichlidae.